AUGGCUGGAUCGGCACCGAAAGGCGAACAACCGACGCUCUUCUCCCCCUACAAGAUGGGCAUCUUCAACCUCUCCCACAGGUGCUCCUCCUCCUCUGAGAAUUAGGGUUUCUCGCCGAAUCUGCGGAAGAAUUCGUUCUCAUCUCUUCUCCGGUGGGUUGCAGGGUGGUCAUGGCGCCGAUGACCAGGUGCCGAGCGCUUAACGGCGUCCCGCAGCCCUGCAAUGUUGAGUAUUACCGGCAGCGCGCCACCGCCGGCGGGUUCCUCAUCUCCGAGGGCACCCUCAUCUCCCCCACCGCCGGCGGGUAAACGAUUCCUCCCCACUUCUCCUUCAUCGAUGGAUCGAUCGAUCUGCUUGUCGUCUGAGAUGGGUUCUUGAUUUCUUCGUCGGUCAGGUUUCCUCACUGUCCGGGGAUCUACACUCGAGACCAGAUCGAGGCCUGGAAGAAGGUGGUGAAGGCCGUCCAUGGCGAGGGGGGCAUCAUCUUCUGCCAGCUCUGGCACGUAGGGCGUGCUUCCAGCGAAGGUAAGGCAGCGCUAAUAGCGGACGGAGGAAUCGCCGAAGGCCGCUGAUCUCUGGUUUUCAUUUUUUUUUCUCGGUCGCUCAGUGUACCAGCCGGGGGGUACGGCGGCGCCAAUCUCCUCCACCGACAAGCCGCUCGCCGGCCGGUGGCGGAUUCUCCUCCCCGACGGCACCGUGGGGAAGUACGCUCGCCCACAUCGGCUCUCACUGGCGGAGAUUCCGGCGAUCGUCGAGGACUACCGACGGGCGGCGGAGAACGCCAUGGAAGCGGGCUUCGACGGCGUGGAGAUCCACGCCGCCCACGGUUACCUCAUCGACCAGUUCCUCAAGGACGGCAUCAACGACCGCUCCGACCGCUACGGCGACGGCAUCGCCAACCGGUGCAGGUUCCUCAUGGAGGUCAUGGCCGCCGUGGCGGCGGCGGCGGGGCUGGAGCGCACGGCGGUGCGGAUCUCGCCGGCGAUCGAUCACCUGGAGGCAUCGGAUUCUGAUCCUCUCGCCCUCGGUAUGGCGGUGGUGGACCGGCUCAACGCGCUCCAGCGGGCGGCGCAUAGUGGCGGCGGCGGGCGGCAGCGGCGGCUGGCGUACCUGCACGUCACGCAGCCGCGGUACACUGCGUACGGGCAGACGGAGGCCGGCCGCCAGGGCAGCGAGGAGGAGGAGAGGCAGCUGGUGGUGGCGCUGCGGCGGCGCUACGAGGGGAGUUUCAUGUGUAGCGGCGGGUACACGAGGGCACUGGGGCUGGAGGCGGUGGCCGCCGGCGACGCCGACCUGGUCUCCUACGGGCGGCUGUUCAUCUCCAACCCCGACCUGGUGGAGAGGUUCCGCCGGGAUGCGCCGCUGAACCGCUACGUCAGGGCCACCUUCUACACGCCGGACCCCGUUGUGGGAUUCACCGACUACCCCUUCCUCGGCCAGGAGAAGCUCCCGGCAGCGCGCCUGUGA
Molecule: messenger RNA, 1467 nt
Organism: Spirodela intermedia
Lineage: Eukaryota; Viridiplantae; Streptophyta; Magnoliopsida; Alismatales; Araceae
Source: the annotation of a GenBank genome assembly